Molecule: messenger RNA, 2534 nt
Organism: Corvus hawaiiensis (hawaiian crow)
Lineage: Eukaryota; Metazoa; Chordata; Aves; Passeriformes; Corvidae
Gene: C7H2orf80
Product: chromosome 7 C2orf80 homolog
Exons: 10
Coding region: 921-1586 (221 amino acids)
Source: RefSeq, a predicted model, not a curated record
CGCUCCGCCCUGCGGGACGGCGGCGGGGAGCGGCCACUUCUGUACGCCGGCGCCGGGGCUGGGGAGGAUGGAUCGGCUCCCCCGCCUCACGGGGAACGCGGCCCCGAAAAGCGCCUUCACGGCCGCCGCGGCCCUGCUGCCCUUCUGGCUGGUAGAGCCCAACUUGGAGGCGCUGCUGCCGCCACCUGCCCCGGCCGCACAGAGCUAAACCGCUCCUGGAAUGCCCCAGAAAAGGCCGAGGGUUUUUCUGAAGGACGUAUCUCACCCAAAAAUUAGGGUUUGCCGUUUUCACCCGUGAGAAAGAAAGUUAAAUGUGACCAUUCAAAUGAAUUACUUUUCUUCUUAUGUACUUUACACUUCAGUCCAAGUUAAUGCAUUGUUUUCCAGAUAUCCUUGAAUUUGCCCUCAAGAAGCUGACAUUAUGUGUGCUGGUAUGGUGAUGUUAAAUAUUUUAAGGAAACGACACAUACAGGAGAAGCAGCCAAAUAUUUUGAAAAUCAAUUUACAGUGGAGGUCCCAAGGCUGCCAAAGCUGCUGAAAACAUGUCUGUUGUCCGAAAAUGGGUUCUUUUACCUGCUGUGCAAGAGUCCGAUCCCCACAGAGAGCAUUGUUUCUAAGCAACAUGAGAAAGCAGCUGUCCUGCAUGAAGCCAAAGCCUAAUUUCCCUGGCACACAAACUGAGAGGCAGAGGCAAGAAAGGAACAGCAACAUCAAGAGGGAAUUCCUCUUCAGAAAUACCUGAAGUCAGAGAGGCUCCAAACCCAGAUCCUGGAGCAUAUGGCAAGAGUUCACACAGGUGGUCUCCAAGUGUCCCACUCUCUUUACUUGUGAUUAAGAGAAUCACUGACAGAGAUACUUUGUAGGAUGCACUUUUCUCUCUCCUAGAUCCAUUGAGUUUAUGUUACAAUGAAAAAUAGAAUAUGGAAAAAAAACUCCUGAAGAAAGAGAUUGAAAAACUCCUGAGAGAUUAUGUUGGCAUCAGACUACGAGAAAAUGGAUUUGAUCCAAGAGGACAAAGGCACUCCACCUUUCUAGAUGACAUGGUCCAUUACAACUUAGCCCUCAGUGUUGCUUUGAUGUGGUUAAGUGACUCCGAUGCUCAGACUCCACUGACAAGAGAGAAAUUGAAUUUUGCAGCUCGCAACCAAUACACAUAUCCCAAUCGAAUUGAGAGAGAAGCUAUGAUAUUAUCUUCAUAUGCUGGAAUACUAAUGAACAGCAUUUCUGUAGAAGAGAUCUUUGAGAUUUACAGAAUGAAGCCCUCAGCAACACACUGGCAGAGCUCUGCAAAAGACCACUGGAUUCAACCUUUCAAGAUUUCCCUGCAUCCAUUUGCCAUGCUGACUGCCCCUGAAGCUGCAGAGCAUGCUCGGAAGCAAAGCGUCAAGUACCAGACACCAAAAGCACAUCUAAAGCAAGGCUCUCGUUCAGCAAGGAGAGCUAAAAAGGACCACAAGCAACUGGACACACUGACCAGAAGAAAGCAACAGGGUGACAAAGGAGCUACAGAAGCAAAACAAGGAAUCUCUCCAAGGAAGCCUGGAACAAACUCAAAAGUGAGGAAAGCAAAUGAAGCAAAGACAUAGCAAAGAUCUAAGACUUCAUGUACCUCACUUAGUUGUAGGUGAGCUAACUGAUGUCUUCUACAUUAGCUUUGGUAAUACAUUUGCAACUUGUGUUUUGGUUGAGGUUUUGUUUGUUUGUUUUUAAAUCUUCACAGCCAUUCCUUCCUUUCCACCUUCAUAUGUUGCAUCUAAGACAUCCAUUCCUCUUCCCUUAGCCACUUCUCUCCUGCUUCCUCCCCCUGCCAGUAUGUCGAGAGCUUACAUUUUCCCAGUGUAUCCCUACCGCUCCUCAAUGCACCAUGCCCAUUUUACAGAGACAAUGAGUGGAUGCAGCACUUCAGAGGCAGGGAAUACACACUUUCCCUUUUCCACAGUGUUUUGCAACUCCCAUACAUGAUCCAGCAUUGGGCAGCAUGAUGCGGGCUGUGUCUCUCAGCUCUCCCCUUUAACCAUCCUGGUUUCUUAUUUUGGUGAAGGGCUCAGCUAAAGAAAGAGCAUCUCCCUGCAGUGCCAACAUAGCACUGAAGUCUAUCUUCCUAUCCCCAUUUGUAGGUCUCUAAUGGUUUACCUCUUUAAUGUCCAUGCUGUGCUGCCUAACAACGCUCCCCAUUCCCUAGAUGGGCUGUCACUAAUCACAGCUCAAUACAUUCACAAAUUACAAAUUAACUGGUGAGUCUUUGAUUCUUGCAAACAAAUUCAGUAGAACCAUAGGCAGCAGCCAGUGACAGGACCUGAGCAAAUUUUAUCCCAACUCAAACAGCAUCAAUCUGACCCCUUAAAAGCCAAACCAGAGAGAAAUUGUAUUUUGAAAUGAGGUCAUUACAAGAGGGGAGGAGGGGAUAUUGCUGCUGAACCCUUGAGAGAACAAUGGUGAGGGGGUGGUUAAGAUUAAACAGCUACAGAGAUUAACAUCUCAUGACUGUUUUUUGUUCACUGACCUGUAAUAAAAUAAACAGUAAGACUAACAAA